CAUCAGUUAGCGAGUAAAUUUCUGUCGAGUAAAUUUCAUUAAACAUCCAGAGUGAAUAUAUUCAUUUUGGUCUCAUUUGUGAGUAAUUCGGAAUUAUACCGCUUAAAUAUGUAAUGGUUUUGUUUUCUGAUCAAAAGAAAGUAACGAAACGUUAACAAAAGAGAUUUCUUCUGCAACGAAUUCGGGCUCUGAUGCCCAGCUGAUGCAUUUUAACAUAUUUGACAGUUCAAAUUGCGUAAUUAUUGCCAGGAUUUUCUUAUGAGCCUUUUUACGCAAUUUAUCUAAAUUGCCGUAUAGGAUGGCGAAUUUGGAUGACUUAUUUCAUUUAGAUCAAUAUGUGGGUCCAGAAUCUCUUACAGAACUGUGUUUCCAAGUGAUCUGCAAAAAUUUGGACAUUAUCUCAGUAAAGAAUCAGUUAGGCUAUCGAAAUCUUUUGAAAGGGAUCGUUUUUCCAAGCGAAAUAUGCGAUAAACUUAUUGAAUACGUUUUACGAAAUGAUCCAGAUGAAGGUCAUGAUUGUUUUUUUACAAUUUUCAAGAAUGUAUGGAUAACCAAACUUAAACACGUCAAAGUUGUAAGAUCCAAUAUAACUGACGAUUCAGUACUGAUCCUUGCACGUCAUAAACUUGUGAGAUUAGAACUUACAGAUUGUCCUAAUUUAACAGAUCAAUCUAUUGAUUUCAUAAAUGCAAAUGCAGAAAAUUUGCAUACUUUAUUAUGUCGUGAAGCUUCUGUAAUCAUUCCGGAGAAUCUGAAAGCAUACCGGAAACAAGGAUAUGUAUUUAAAAUACCAAACCUACGGACCUUGGCUUUAUCAUAUGUUAAAAUUUGUGCCUUGGAAUAUAACAUACUCUUGGCUGGAUUAACAAAUUUAACAAAUUUAGAUUUGUCCAAUAGUUCUGAUGUGGGUGCCUUUGAUUUCUUCCAUUUGGUUCCUAAUUUAGUAUCCUUAGUUUUGUAUAAUGUUAAAAUUGUUUCUCAAGCACAAGCUUUUGUUACCAAUAUUUGUCAUAUGAAAAAUUUAAGGCAUUUGGAUAUUUCUCAAAUCAAUCCCCGGGAUGGAGUGUUUGCAAACCCUAAUACAAUUUUAUCUGAUAUAGUGAAUGGUUUGCCUCAGUUAACUUCUUUGGACAUUAGUGGCACAAAUUUAGCAGGAGUAGAAAAUGUAGAUCGUGGAAUACAAACAGCUGAAAAUUCUUUCUAUUCUGACAUAUAUAAUAAUAAUCUUUGUAACAUACCGGGUCUUGUUUCAAGAGUAGAUAGACCUCUACAAUUUCUAGGGCUUUAUAGAUCAGAUGAUGCACCUUGUGCACGACGCAAUAUUCCAGCAAAACUGAUUGCAGGAAAUGCAAAUGAAGAUCAAAUAUUGGUUGCAGCACAUGUUUAUAUGAAUAAUAAAGAAGAUUUAAUUUUAAAAGUAAUAAGAGAUUUAUAUCAUAUGUACAGAUAUGAAAAUUGUCAUAGAAUGGAUCAAGCUCUUUGUGCAGUAUUAGAAGCAAUGGAAAAAUAUCCUACUCAAAAAGAUAUACAAAUAUCUGGAAGUGCAGCACUAUUUUAUAUUGUAAAAAUGAAAGAAAAAGGAGAAUUGGAAUCAAGAUUAAAAAAGAGAAUUGUUCGCACUCUUCUUGUUGGAAUGAGUAUUCACAAAAAUGAAGAAACUAUGAUGCGCAAUGGUUGUUUAACAUUAUACCAAUUUCGAUUACCGCAAGACGUAAUGUCACAUUAUGAAACUUUGGUGAAACUACUUCUGCAUUUAGCUAAACAUGCCCAACAAGAAAGUUAUGUUCAACGUAUUGGAAUAUUUCUUUUAAAUACCUUGGCAUGUCAAGUAAGAGGCAGAGAAAAGCGUUUAUUAGGCAAUUUGGGCUGUAUAAAGACAAUGCUUGAAUUAAUAAAAUAUAGAGUUGAGUCUAGAACAUUUGAUGAUGUUAUGGAAGUAGCUUGGUCAGCUAUGUGGAAUGUGACUGAUGAAACUCCUAUAAAUUGUCAACGAUUUUUUGAAGAAAAUGGCAUGCCACUAUUUUAUAGAUGUGUAAUGCAAUAUUCUGGUAAUGAAGAAUUAUUGAAAAAUAUGAUGGGAUUACUUGGUAAUGUGGCUGAAGUACAAAGUCUUAGAGUGCAUCUAAUGCAAUUACCAUAUAUGGUUGUCUUUACACAUUUAAUACGUACUGUUAGAGAAAGCAUUGAGGUACCAUAUAAUGCAGUUGGUAUAUUAUCUCACAUAGCAUCUGAUGGUGUCGAAGCUUGGACGAUAGAAAAACCUAGUCGGGAUGCAGUUCUUGAACUUAUGGUUAAAGCUAUUGAACGGUGGGAUAUAUCAUCCGAACGUAACAUCAAUUAUCGCUCAUUUUUACCUUUAUUACGAUUGGUGGAUAUAUAUCAUACACCACAAUGUCAGCAUUGGGCAGUUUGGGCUCUUGCUAAUCUUACAACUGUUUAUCCUCAUAAAUAUUGCAUACUAGUGAUGAGAGAAGGAGGCCUUGAGAAGCUGAAUACUUUAAUCUCAGAUCCAAGACCAUACGAACGUAUAAAAGAGUUUGCCCAUAUUGUAAUUGAAAAUUGUAAUUAUUAUAAUAGGAAUUCCUAUGAUAUGAAUGUUCAUUCAUCUUUGGAUGAAGACUACAUAUACAGUUCAGAUGGUUGAAAACUGAUUUUUAUUAUUAUAAU
Messenger RNA from Eufriesea mexicana, 2667 nucleotides. RefSeq names its product protein zer-1 homolog. NCBI's taxonomy places the organism in Eukaryota, Metazoa, Arthropoda, Insecta, Hymenoptera, Apidae. The record is from RefSeq and is a predicted model, not a curated record. Gene Ontology annotation, cellular component: Cul2-RING ubiquitin ligase complex. Bases 299 to 2644 code for a protein of 781 amino acids. The transcript has 9 exons.